Salvelinus namaycush (lake trout) is the source of this 2493-nucleotide messenger RNA. RefSeq names its product leucine-rich repeat and fibronectin type-III domain-containing protein 5-like. Lineage: Eukaryota; Metazoa; Chordata; Actinopteri; Salmoniformes; Salmonidae. Bases 1 to 2493 code for a protein of 830 amino acids. The transcript has 4 exons. The record is from RefSeq and is a predicted model, not a curated record. Gene Ontology annotation, molecular function: protein binding.
AUGGAAAAACUGCUGGUCUGUCUGUUGGUUAUUGGAAUGGCAGUGAAGGCCCAGAUCUGUCCGAAGCGCUGUGUCUGUCAAAUACUAUCUCCCAACCUUGCAACCCUCUGUGCCAAAAAAGGUCUCCUCUUUGUCCCCCCGAACAUUGACAGGCACACCGUGGAGCUACGGCUGGCAGAUAACUUCGUCACCAGCAUCAAGAGGAAAGACUUUGCCAACAUGACCAGGUUGCAGGACCUCACCCUGUCAAGGAAUACCAUUAGCUUCAUCAUGCCACACGCGUUUGCUGACCUGGAGAACCUCCGCGCCUUGCACGUGAACAGCAACCGUCUGACCCAGAUAUCCAAUGACACCUUUAGCGGCAUGUCCAAGCUGCACCACUUGAUCCUCAACAACAACCAGCUGACGUUGAUCCACCUGGGGGCUUUCAAUGACCUGCUGGCCUUGGAGGAACUCGACCUGUCCUACAACAACUUGGAGUCCAUCCCCUGGGAGGCUAUCCAGAGGAUGACGAGCCUCCACACCCUCAGCCUGGACCACAACAUGAUCGACUACAUUCCUGAGGAGACCUUUUCUCUUCUCCAAAAGCUCAACCGCUUGGACGUAACCUCAAAUAAGCUACAGAAGCUUCCUCCAGAUCCUCUGUUCCAGCGGGCCCAGGUUUUGGCCACGUCUGGGAUCAUGAACCCUUCCUCAUUCGCACUAAGCUUCGGCGGGAACCCACUGCACUGCAACUGUGAGCUGCUGUGGUUGAGGCGCCUGAGUCGAGAGGAUGAUCUGGAGACAUGCGCAUCGCCGCAGCACCUCUCUGGACGCUAUUUCUGGUCCAUCCCGGAGGAGGAGUUCCUGUGUGAACCUCCUCUCAUCACCCGGUACUCCCACGAGAUGAGGGUGCUGGAGGGCCAGAGGGUGGCCCUGAGGUGCAAGGCCAGGGGGGACCCUGAGCCUGCCAUACACUGGAUCUCUCCAGAGGGGAAGCUGGUGUCGAACUCCUCCCGGACGUUGGUCUACACGAAUGGCACCCUGGACAUUUUGAUCAGCACUGUGAAGGACACAGGAUCCUUCACCUGCAUCUCGUCCAACCCGGCGGGUGAGGCACAUCAGACUGUUGAGCUGCUGAUUAUCAAACUCCCACACAUCUCCAACAGCACCAACAACAUCCAGGAGCCUGACCCUGGCUCUUCAGACAUCUCCACGUCCACCAGGGCUGGGGCAAAUGGCAGCAACCACACUGGAGACACCAAAACUAGUCCGGAUAAGAGAGUGGUCAUCGCUGAGGCCACAUCCUCCACGGCACUCAUCAAGUUCAACUUCCAGAGGAAUAUACCUGGGAUCCGCAUGUUCCAGAUUCAGUACAAUGGCAGUUAUGAUGACUCUCUUGUUUACAGAAUGAUUCCCCCCACGAGCAAAAACUUCUUAGUCAAUAACCUGGCUGCUGGAACGUCAUAUGACCUGUGUGUUCUGGCCAUAUACGACGAUGGUAUCACUUCCCUCACCGCCACCCGCGUGGUGGGCUGCAUCCAGUUCACCACCGAGUCUGAGUACCUGCGCUGUCACUUCAUGCAGUCCCAGUUCCUGGGAGGCACCAUGAUCAUCAUCAUCGGUGGCAUCAUCGUGGCCUCUGUACUCGUCUUCAUCAUCAUCCUGAUGAUCCGCUAUAAGGUCUGCAACACCAGUGACUCGGGCAAAGGCACCCUGGUCACCAACGUCCACUCCCAGACCAAUGGGGCGCAGUCUCAGGGGUGCACCGUCAGUCCCUCUGUGUCCAAACAGGCCAUGGGAGGGUCGGGGUCAGAGGGAGGGGGUGGAGGGUCUAUAAAGGCCGCUGGGCACGCGCCAGACACUCUGACAGACUCGUCUGAGACCUCUCUCCCAGACUGCUCCACUGCUACUUCUCUGGUGAGCCAGAGCUGGAACACGCCUGGCUCCUCAGGGUCUCUGAAGCCAAAGCGCAAGCCUGCGCCAAAGCCCUCCGCUACUGCUUCUGUCACACCUGAGCCCAAGAUAGAGGCCCUCCCCAACGCUGAGACCCAGAACACCAACCGCAACAACUCCACGGCUCUGCAGCAUCCCCCCGCCCCGGUAUCCCACUCCCCCCUACCCUACUCACGCAUCAAGGACACGCCCAUAUUAAGACGCGCACACCCCAGACCAUCCUCCAAGUACCUGACCUUACCGGUGGAAGGGGUGAGGGCCAAACGUAGGUACUCUCUAAACGAUGACUCGUCCAAGCACCACUGCUACAUUGGGUUUAACUGUAGGAAACUCAACUACAUCCAGGCUUCGAUGUCCUGCAGGACUAAUGGCUUCAAACUGGCAGUGAUUAGUGAGAUAGGACCUGAACCAGUCCAGGACUGGCAGGACCAGCAGCUUCUCUAUGUGGCCCAGCAGGAUGCCGUGGCUGACCGAGUCGAAUGCUGCGCUGAGGUCCAGCAGUAUGAGGAUGCUGGCAGCCCCAGAGUCUGCAUUCAUGAGGUCAUUGGUGACCGUUAG